CGUCCGUUUGUUUUGAACAAAAAUACUGUCAAACAAUACGAUGUGAAUAUAUGGUACCGUCAACAACGUAACAGUAGUGCACGCCAUUUUGACCGUAGUCGACUGUCGGACGACGUUCGUUUUUUUUCUUCUUCUCUUACCUUAUUGUAUACCGUACACGUUAAAUAACUUAAUAAAGAUCAACCAACAAUUUUCUUUUAACGAAUCCCAAAUAUAUAUUUCUCUACCAUCUGUGAUCCGAAAUUCUAAGUUUAUCAUGUUUACGAAAAUCAUAUCGCAGGCGAACUAUAAAAACAUCUCGAUGACACCGAUGUCCAAGAAAAAAAUGCCGAAGUUUUAUAAGACUUCUGUGGCAUUGAGAACAUGGGGUCAAUCGGGUUUGGCGUUUGGUGUAACAGGUUUUGUGCUGGUAUGUUAUGUCACCGAAUGGCGUACUGUUUUACAGUAUGUGCCAUAUUACAACGGCAAGUACGCUCAAAUGGAUAUUAACGAAACGUUAGAUAAAAUCCGUGAAACAUCAAAUGUCAUAGAGCGCAAGAAAAACGCAGGGAGAGAUUUCCAACAAGAAAGAGAUGACGCAAUCAUAGCGGAUAAUUUGAAUAAGGAAGAAAUCAUAAACUUAGUAGCUGGUAAAUUAUAAGUACCAAAUUAUUUUUGUAGAGUACUUAUUCCUUUUUUUUCCCAAGUACAAUUAGUAUUAAAAA
Molecule: messenger RNA, 704 nt
Organism: Sipha flava (yellow sugarcane aphid)
Lineage: Eukaryota; Metazoa; Arthropoda; Insecta; Hemiptera; Aphididae
Exons: 2
Coding region: 257-640 (127 amino acids)
Biological process (GO): mitochondrial electron transport, ubiquinol to cytochrome c
Cellular component (GO): mitochondrial inner membrane
Source: RefSeq, a predicted model, not a curated record